CUUCCCUGCUAUCGAAGUGAUGGAUGUUGAUGGAUGCUGCCCACACUAUGAAUGCCAAUGCAUCUGCUAUGGUUGGGGAGACCCCCAUUAUGUCACCUUCGAUGGAACCUACUAUGGUUUUCAAGGCAACUGUUCCUAUUGGCUGGUGAAAGAGAUUUUACCCAAAUACAACUUUAGUGUUAUGAUCGAUAACUACUACUGCGGAGAACCCGAUGGCUUGUCCUGUCCUCAGUCCAUCACUGUCUUCUACGAAAGCUACAAGAUCUUUAUUAUUCAGAAGGAUAUCAAUGGCAUUUUCACAAAUCAGAUUUCUGUAAAUGACAAGCGUGUAAGUCCUGCAUACCAGAAUGGGGAUUUCCGUAUAGUUACUACCGGUAUUGAUACCGUGCUUGUCAUCCCUAAAAUCCACGCCAAGAUCACCUUCUCAGGGCUGAUAUUCGGUAUCUACUUGCCCUAUAAUGGAUUUGCCGGCAACACCGAAGGACAGUGUGGCACAUGUGACAACAACAGGACAGAUGAUUGCAUGUUGCCCAGUGGCAAAAUUGAUCCUUCAUGUCCUCAUAUGGCACAUGAGUGGCACGUAAACAACAGUAACUGUGAACCUGUUCCUCCCAAACCAACACCUCCUCCGAAUCCCUGCGAUAAAAGCAUGUGUGAGAUCAUCAAGAGCAGUGUGUUUGAAGCCUGCCAUAAGAUCGUUGACUAUGGUCCAUUUGUUGUGGCCUGUGAGUUUGACGUUUGCCACAUGCACAUUAAUCACAUUGGCUGCAUCAGUUUACAAACAUAUGCUGAUGUCUGUGCUGAGUCUGGAGUGUGUAUUGACUGGAGGAGUGCCACCAAAGGCCUCUGUGAAUAUAAAUGUGAAAGUCCCAAAGUGUAUCAGGCCUGUGGUCCUCAGGUCGAACCUACCUGUGAUUCCUGGUAUAAUCAGAAAUUCAUCUAUAUGGCUGAUGCAUUCAGUGCCAUGACAAGUAUGGAGCUGGAGGGUUGCUCCUGUCCAAAUGGCACCAUCCUCCUCUCUUCCAACUCUAAUGAAUGUGUACCCUCCUGUGAACUUUGUCGCUUGCCAGAUGGAAAAUAUAAACAGGCCAAUGCAACAUGGACAGAAGGCUGUAAGCAAUGUAUAUGUGAGGAGGACGUACUGCAGGUGGCCUGCCACCCUCUGCCCUGUCCAGCACAGCCAUCCCUCAGCUGUGAUCAAGAGGGUCAGAUCAAAGUCACUGAUACUACUGGCUGCUGUCCAAAGGAGAAGUGUGGUAAGUGA
This is a messenger RNA of Centropristis striata (black sea bass), 1264 nucleotides long. Its product is annotated as intestinal mucin-like protein. Gene Ontology annotation, cellular component: extracellular matrix. Bases 20 to 1264 code for a protein of 414 amino acids. Lineage: Eukaryota; Metazoa; Chordata; Actinopteri; Perciformes; Serranidae. The record is from RefSeq and is a predicted model, not a curated record. Gene Ontology annotation, molecular function: protein binding. The transcript has 9 exons.